AUGAAAAAGGUAAUAAUAUCUUUAUUUGUUGUAGUUUUAUUAUGUAUAAAUAGUAUAUGUGCUGGUACAGGUUCUGGCUCAGGAGCUUCAUUAUCUGGUUCUGGUUCUGGUUCAUCAUUCUCAGAUUCAUCAUUAUCAGGUUCAGGUGGUUCAGGUUCAUCAUUCUCAGAUUCAUCAUUAUCAUCAGAAUCAAAUUCUGGAACCACAUCAACAACACCAUCAACAAAUUCACAAUCUUCUUCAGAUUCAGGCUCAAUUAUUUAUCCAAAUGAUGAAAAUAUUUUAUAUUCUGGUAGAUUUGAUACAACUCAAUCAGCUGAUAACUAUUAUGGAUUUUCAUGGAGUGGUUGUCAAAUUUCACUCUCAAUCACUGGCACAACAACUAUUAAACCAAUUUUAGAUUCAGUAGGUGAUAAUUGGUUCGAUGUAAUUGUAAACAAUGCUAUAUUAACACCAUUCAAUGUUAGUUCAGUAGCUCAUCAAGAAUAUGAUAUAAUUGGUUCGACUAAUUUAGAUCCAACUCAAACCUAUUCAAUUGUACUAUCAAAAAGAACUGAAGCCUCCUUUGGUGAGGUUCGUUUCUAUGGCUUUUCAGUUGAUUCAACUGGUAAAACUGUACCACAACAAAAACCAACUCGUAAAAUUGAAUUCAUUGGUGAUUCAAUUACCUGUGGUUAUGGUGAUUUAGGUACUGCACCAUGUAAUUUCCAAGCAAUUACUGAAGAUAAUUACGAUACAUAUGCAUCUAUUACAGCAAGAGAAUUGGAAUGUGAAAUGUUUUUAGAGGCAUGGUCAGGUAGAGGCGUUGUACGUAAUUAUGGUUCACCAACUCCAACUUCAACAAGUGGUACAGUUCCAGAUUUAUAUCCAUACACAAUCCCUACAGAUCCAUCUAUUGAAUGGGAUUUCAAUCAAUAUAUUCCAGAUGCAGUUGUAAUUAAUUUAGGUACCAAUGAUUAUAGUACUCAACCAGUACCAUCACAAGAACAAUUCCAAAAUGGUUAUAUUGAAUUUAUAAAAACAAUUAAAUCAAAUUAUGCUCAAGCUGAACCCGAAAUCUUUUUAAUUUGUGGUCCAAUGAUUGGUAAUCCAUGUUGUGAAUAUGUUGCAAACGUUUCAACAUUGGUUGGUGCUACUUUUAUUGAUGCUCAAAACAUUUUAACUGAGCCAACUGAUUUUGGUUGUAAUGGUCAUCCAUCUAUAAAUGGUCAUAUGAAAUUGGGUGCUGUCAUUAGUCCAAUUAUUCAAAAAGUUAUGGCAUGGUAA
Dictyostelium discoideum AX4 is the source of this 1266-nucleotide messenger RNA. RefSeq names its product esterase, SGNH hydrolase-type. Bases 1 to 1266 code for a protein of 421 amino acids. The record is from RefSeq and is a predicted model, not a curated record. The transcript has 2 exons. Gene Ontology annotation, molecular function: carboxylic ester hydrolase activity. Lineage: Eukaryota; Evosea; Eumycetozoa; Dictyosteliales; Dictyosteliaceae.